Molecule: messenger RNA, 3092 nt
Organism: Punica granatum (pomegranate)
Lineage: Eukaryota; Viridiplantae; Streptophyta; Magnoliopsida; Myrtales; Lythraceae
Source: RefSeq, a predicted model, not a curated record
CUCUCUCUCUCUCUAAGCCCCUUAACUCUCACUCUCCCUCAACUCUGCUCUCUGCUCCGCAUCUCUCUCUCUCUCUCAUUUCAGUUGCAGAAGAGGAAAUUAAGGGGGGAGGAGCGAGGAAGGACCAGCACCGGGCCAAGCCAGCAGCUGAAGCAGAGCCUCUUCUUCUUCGAGAUCUUCUCCGCCGCCGCUGUCCAAACGCAGCUUUUACCGAGUCUUCAGCUUCCCUCUCUCUCUCUCUCUCGCUAUCCAGCCGCUGUCGGCCAAUCAAAGCGAUCCACCUAUGAAGGCUGCCAAAGCCUCCAUUAACCCCCUCAUCGCCUUCGAGCACAAGAGGGAUGCAUACGGGUUUGCUGUCAGGCCUCAGCAUGUGCAAAGAUAUCGAGAGUAUGCAAACAUCUACAAGGAGGAAGAGGAAGAAAGGUCAGAGAGGUGGAAUAGUUUUCUGGAACGGCAAGCAGAGUCUACUGAUUUUCCUGUCACUGGUUUAGUUUCGGAAGUAGAUAAGAACAAUUUGCAAGAAGAAUCAACAGAGCAAGAAUCGAGUGGUAGUUCAAAGGACGGUGUUGAAGAUGAAACAAGAGGUGGAAUACCUGGUUCUGAAAAUCUUGCUGGAAAUGCUGCAGCAGCAGAAGUGCCAGUUCAGAAGGAAAAAAGAGUUCAUAGGAUCCAAAUCUGGACAGAGAUCAGACCUUCUCUUCAGGCUAUUGAAGAUAUGAUGAGUGCCCGUGUGAAGAAAAAGAGCAAUAUAUCGAAAACCAAGCAAUCAGCCGAAAGUGGGAAGAUAAUUCCUCCACAUGAAGAGGCCAGAUCCCCAAAAGGAGCAACGGAUGAGGACUCCGAAGAUGAGUUUUAUGAUGUGGAGAAGUUAGAAUCAUCUGAUGCCAUUCAAGAUGGCACUUCGACUGACAAUUCAAAUGCUACUACACAAGAAUCGACUGUUGAUUCUGUUUCCAUAGAGUCUUUGAUUCCCUGGAAAGAAGAGUUUGAGGUCCUUGUUCGCGGCGGAGUGCCAAUGGCCUUAAGAGGAGAGCUCUGGCAAGCUUUUGUGGGCGUAAAGGCACGUCGGGUGGAAAAUUAUUACAAUGACCUGCUUAGUCAUGAAACAAAUCCAAAUAAUAAUGUUGAACAGCAGACUUUGCAACAAGAUAGCAAUGGUAAGGGCACAAAUACAGACUCUGGAUGCCUGCCAGAGAAAUGGAAAGGCCAGAUUGAGAAGGAUUUACCUCGAACUUUCCCUGGUCAUCCUGCCCUGGACGAGGAUGGGAGAAAUGCUUUAAGGCGAUUAUUGACGGCAUAUGCUCGUCACAACCCAUCUGUCGGGUAUUGCCAGGCAAUGAAUUUCUUUGCUGGCUUACUACUUUUGCUGAUGCCUGAAGAAAAUGCCUUUUGGACCUUGAUGGGCAUUAUUGACGAUUAUUUUGAUGGCUAUUACUCAGAGGAAAUGAUCGAAUCUCAGGUUGAUCAACUUGUUUUUGAGGAGUUGGUCCGUGAAAGAUUUCCCAAACUAGUCAAUCAUCUCGAUUACCUUGGAGUACAGAUUGCAUGGGUUACAGGGCCAUGGUUUCUUUCCAUUUUUAUGAACAUGCUACCCUGGGAAAGUGUUCUUCGUGUCUGGGACUUGCUUCUUUUUGAAGGGAACCGUGUCAUGCUUUUCAGAACUGCCCUUGCUUUGAUGGAACUAUAUGGCCCUGCACUAGUUACAACUAAAGAUGCUGGAGAUGCGGUCACCUUGCUCCAGUCACUAGCAGGAUCAACAUUUGAUAGCAGCCAACUUGUCCUGACAGCUUGCAUGGGUUACCUGAAUGUAAAUGAGAAGAGAUUACAGGAGUUGAGAGAUAAGCAUCGUGCUGCAGUAAUAGCUGCAGUUGAAGAAAGAUCAAAGGGCCUCCGAGCUUGGAGGGAUUCUCAGGGUUUGGCCUCUAAGCUAUAUGGCUUUAAGAAUGACCCUAAAUUAAUGAUGAUGGAGCCAAAUAAAGCAGAACAGCUAGCUGGUUCACAAAUUAAUGGUGAUGCACUUCAGACAAAAUCUGGGGCUGCUGAUGCUGACGGGGUUCUUGUUAGUCUGACUGGAGAUGGAGAUGUAGAAGUGGAUUCUGUCCCUGAUCUUCGGGAGCAGGUCAUGUGGUUAAAGGUUGAGCUAUGCAACUUGCUGGAGGAGAAAAGAUCUGCUGUUCUCAGAGCUGAGGAGUUGGAGACUGCAUUGAUGGAAAUGGUUAAGCAGGAUAAUCGGCGGGAAUUGAGUGCUAAGGCCGAGCAAUUAGAGCAAGAGGUUGCUGACCUUCGACGGGCUCUCUCUGAUAAGCAGGAACAAGAAAAUGCGAUGCUCCAGGUGCUGAUGCGCGUAGAACAGGAGCAGCGAGUAACGGAAGAUGCUCGUAGGUUUGCUGAACAAGAGACCGCUGCACAGAGAAAUGCUGCUCAACUUCUUCAGGAAAAGUAUGAAGAAGCGACUGCUUCACUGGCUGAGAUGGAGAAGAGGGCAGUUAUGGCAGAAUCGAUGUUGGAAGCUACAUUGCAGUACCAAUCUGGUCAAAUCAAAGCCCAGCCUUCCCCUAGAUCUCCACGUCAAGACUCUCCAGGCCGGACUAACCAAGAGCUCACACAAGAGAUACCGAUGAGGAAGGUUAGCCUUCUCAGUCGACCAUUUGGGCUUAGCUGGGGAGACCGAAACAAGGCAAAGCCUAGCAAUGUUAAUGAGCCGAAUGAUAUCAAAGAAACACAGAGUCCAAGGACUGAGCUGAAGGAAGCGAAUGGCACUGAAGCACCAGAAAACGAGCAAGCUGUUGCCAGUCAAUAACGAGAAAAAUGGUCUGCUCAAGAGAUCUAUUCAUUGCAAAGUCCUCUGGGAUAUAAUCCAUUGAAUAUAUUUAUGUCUCUCCCCUUUCAAAUCAGGAAGGUUGAUAGAUUUUAGCAUUUUGCUUUUGCCUUCGAUUUUUCUUUCCCCACUCGGACCCAUCAUUUGUUGUUCGUUUGUUCAUUAAGUAGAAAAAUAAGUUUUAAGAAAAUUAAGUUGUGCAGAGGAGCAGAGGAUUGUAUAAUAAUAAUGAUAGUAUUAAAUCUUCUGAAAUUUCUAGUUUUCCAUUCUUUAA